AUGGAGUCCUCCUCUGUGGGGGUUACUCCUUCUCAUCAUGUUCCUCCAUAUCUGCUUUUUCUCAGCUUAUAUCCAAUAUUGGCUUCUUCUACAAACCCAGAUCUGGUUUGGGUUCUUCCUCAGGCGGUGGUUACUAAUGCCGAUUUACCUUCUGUUUCCCCUCCUGCGAUGCAUAAGGUUUCUCCGGCUGGGUUUGUAGCCCUGUUUCCGUGGAUCUCAAAGUUCAAAUCUACCUUUCAUAAUCUCUCUAAAGUGGCGUCGCCUUCUUUUUCUGAUGAUGGUACUCCAACUAUUCGGGCUCCAGCCUCAAUUACCCUUGGUUCUUCUCAAAUCUGGAAGGAUCACUUGGUGGCUUAUUUUCAUGGAAUUCCUCUUUCUUCGGCAAAGAUUUUUUCUGACCUUAAUCCCAUAUGGGGAAAGCAAGUCACAAGACAAUGGGUGCUUGAUGUUAGUUUUUGGAAUUCUGGAAAUUGUUCUUUCACUGUUUCUCCUUGGUCUCCAUCUGCCGAUCUCACUUCUAUGAAGCUAGUUUACGCUCCAAUCUGGGUUUUGUUCAAGAAGGUUCCUCCUGAACUUUGGUCGUUAGUUGGCUUUAGUACCAUCGCUUCUAGAGUUGGAAUUCCGGUUCAUUCUAAAUUUUCAAAGCUGUGUCCUUAUUCUAAUGGUGUGGUUAAGCUAAAGGUUGUUGUGGAGCUUGAGAAGAAACAUCAUGGAUCCGUCAUUCUCACUGACAAUGUGGCGAACUCAGUUCUGGUUUCUGCUGAGUAUCCUAAGCUUCCUCCUCGUUGUGGUUCGUGUAAGGAAUUUGGUCACUUGGACCUUCGUUGCCCAUCUCCAGCUUCCCGUGUUAAUUCCCCUGUUGAAGAUGUGGUGGGAGAAAAUUCCAGGCUCCUACGUGAAGUGAGUAGUUCUAGUGGGUGGCUUCGUGUUGUAAAUCGCUCUAAGCCUCGAAUUCAUUCACCUUCUGGGCCAGGUUCCACGAAUAACCAUCUGGUUACUACUGCUGAGUUUGAUGCAGAAGAGAACCUUAUUAAAGCUGCACAGGUUAUUAUGCGACAAAGAGUUGCAGCAUUGGAAGUACAGCCUCCUCCCUUUGUGUCCGCUGCUGUAAGGAAGAAAGAAAGGUGGAAGCAACGCCAGAAGCUUCUUCUCUUAUCUGCUUCAGAGCCUGGAUCAGAAAAUCGUGUUGUAUAG
Messenger RNA from Arabis nemorensis, 1194 nucleotides. The record is from the annotation of a GenBank genome assembly. NCBI's taxonomy places the organism in Eukaryota, Viridiplantae, Streptophyta, Magnoliopsida, Brassicales, Brassicaceae.